Messenger RNA from Pieris brassicae (large cabbage white), 1850 nucleotides. It is a transcript of the gene Nmnat, whose product is annotated as nicotinamide/nicotinic acid mononucleotide adenylyltransferase 1. Gene Ontology annotation, biological process: NAD+ biosynthetic process. NCBI's taxonomy places the organism in Eukaryota, Metazoa, Arthropoda, Insecta, Lepidoptera, Pieridae. The coding region runs from base 151 to 1218 and encodes 355 amino acids. The transcript is spliced from 8 exons. Gene Ontology annotation, molecular function: nicotinamide-nucleotide adenylyltransferase activity; nicotinate-nucleotide adenylyltransferase activity. The record is from RefSeq and is a predicted model, not a curated record.
GACAACUAUCGAAGCACAAAAUCCUUAAAAUCUGUGGUACAAAUAAUAUAGAAAUUUGAAUGGUGUUGUGUUUUGAAUUUGAACUUUUGACCUUUUUAGCUAAUUUUUAUUUAUUUCAAACCUAAGCUAUUAUAUACAUUUAAAGUUAAAAUGUCUCAAGGUAAAAUUGUUUUGAUGGCUUGUGGAAGCUUUAGUCCGCCGACGUACAUGCAUUUACGAAUGUUUGAAAUAGCAAAAGACUAUAUACAUUCCCUCGGUCUUGGUGUAAUAGUUGGAGGUAUAGUAUCACCAGUACAUGAUGCAUACGGAAAAAAAGAUUUGGUUGCUGCAAAUCAUAGGAUAGCAAUGCUCAGGUUAGCAUUACGGUCGUCUAGCUGGAUCAAAGUGUCAGAGUGGGAGACUCAGCAAUCUGGCUGGACAAGAACAAGAGCAUCUAUGCAAUACCAUCAAAAUACAAUAAAUACGGCAAAUAACACGGAUCCUCCAAUAUGGUUACCCGACGACAUCCUCAACGUUAACAUCGAAGACCAAAACUCGAAUCACAUAAAUGGUAACAGCGAAGACGUUACAGUUAAGUUGCUGUGCGGUGCUGAUCUACUAGAGUCCUUUGCUACUCCGGGGCUGUGGUCUGAUGAUGACUUAGAAGCGAUUUUGGGUCGUCAUGGCAUAGUGGUUGUGUCUCGGGCUGGCAGCGACCCUGGCAGGUUCAUAUACGAGUCAGACAUGCUUUAUAAAUAUAGGAAAAACGUCAUACUGGUAACAAAUUAUAUAGUGAACGAAGUAAGCUCUACAGUUCUCAGGCGGCUCUUGCGCAGGAACGAAAGCGCUAAAUACUUGACAGAUGACAACGUCAUCUCUUACGUACGACAGAAUCAACUCUAUGGGAGUAAGGCCAAUGUCACUGAGUAUAACACAGAUAUUAUGUACGAUAAGUCACCCCAAGAUGUCGUUAUGGCGUCGCCAGAAGAGACUAGCUUCAAAAACAUUCUCAUCUCAAUUCGAGACAAGCCUUCAAUAAUUGACGAAACUAUAACUGUCAAACGGUCCAAAAAGUCCAUUCUAUCCCACACUGACACUGUGACGCCCAUAAACAACCUUAAACCAAAGAUGGCGUACAUUGACAAGGUGUCACCAACCUACGUACCCGGAAAAGCUGUCAAAAUCGUCAGUGACGUCACUCAACAUACCAUAGACAAGGGAGGAGGUUGCCCUUUGUAGCUGACAUGUUGCGCGUCGUGCGACCACAAGUCGCCCUACGCGCCUAUAUAGUCGCGUAAAUUGUGACAUCUAGAAUAUUGUAUUGCUUUAUAGUCGAGAUGCUUUUUGUAAACACCUGUUAGCAUUGGUGUAUAGGGCUAUUUAUCUAUGUGAACUUUCCUAUGUGUAUGUAUUGCAUAAAAUAUCAAAUCGGCAAUUUUGUGUGGGCACACCCGUCUGUAAUUAAAAUAUUUGUUAUUUACUUAUACAUUCAAUAACUAUUUACGGCUUAUAGUAUGUUUGCAAAGGGUUUACCUAGUUUUAGAUAAAUUAUUUGCAAUAUGUAAGUGUAAUUUUGCCAUAAAUACUGCUUAAUCUUAAUAGAUGAUUCUCAUGUUUGUUAGAACGAAGUGUAAUGACGUAAUUCAGCCAGAAGAUUUACUUUGUAAUAACUUAAUAUUUUAUGUGUAUAGAGUAUACUAUUUUUCUAUACAAUUAGUGUUUUGUUUUAGUAUAAAAUUUAUUGAAAUGUUAAUAUUUUUUGGCUUUAUUAAUUGACUAACCAUUAAAAGUUAAUAUUUUAGCUUACUCAUUUUAAAGCUAUUACUAUUUAUUGUGGUUAUUUCAGAUAAAGAUUAUUAAAAUUUAUUUUU